UGGCCACACACAGGCCAGACGAGACGCGACGAUCCCUCUUCUCCUCUCUUUUGACCCGCCACCGGCCACCCAGCUCCCACCCUCUCCACUGUCGCCGCUCCUCUCCUUGUCUCCCUCGGCCCCUCCCCGUCCACCUCCUCCCGCCUGGAAGGCCCGCCUCCCCCUCCCCCGUCGAUGCGGCGGCACCUAUGAUCCGCCCCCGCUGCCCCCCGCCGCGGGCCUCCUGAUCCGCGCCCCGGCCCGAGGAAGCGGACCCCGGCCGAGAUUCCGACGCUCCACGCCUCCAGCCCCCCGCGCGGCGCCUCGAUUCCGUCGGCACCCCCCGCUGUCCGCGCAUCCGGUUGGAGGCGGCGCUUCCCGUCCCUGGAGAGAUGUCCGCCGUCCAGGAGCAGUUCGAGAUCAAGUUCCGGCUGCCCGACGGCACCGACAUCGGGCCCAGGCGCUUCCCGCCGGCGUCCACCGUCGCCACGCUCAAGGAGACCAUCAUCGCCCAGUGGCCCAAAGAUAAGGAAAAAGGUCCGAGGACUGUGAACGAUCUUAAGCUUAUUAAUGCUGGGAAGAUAUUGGAGAACAACAAAACCCUGUCAGAAUGCAAAAGCCCGAUCUGUGACUUCUCUGGGAUGACAACAAUGCAUGUCGUUGUCCGUGCACCGACUUCAGGCAAACAGUCUGAUAAAAGAGCAGCAAAGAAAGCGAAAGAUUUCAGGUGCGGUUGUGCCAUCAUGUGACAACAUUGUGAAUAGUAGCAAAAGAUGUGGCUAUUUCAGUUCCUCCCCCCUUUGUUCCUUACCCCUUUUUCCCGCUCUCGCUAGAGUGUUGUAUUAUGUUCGAGGCGCUUCUCUUUUAUUUCCCUUUCAUGUAUCGCGGGCAAGCUGCUGCUGCUGCUGCUGCAGUUAAUCACCCUUUAAUCAUGAGUUGCGUCAAGUACAAAAUUUGAAGAAUGCUGGCUGGUAACUGCCCUUGAUCUUGAGUUAUGACGAGCACACAGUUUGAAGGCAGCCAUUAGUGUCUAAUUUACAAGAUCCAUCUUAUGCAAUUUUGCAUGGUUUCACAUUCUCUUCUCUAUAUUGCACCCCGGUGACUUGUGUUUAAUGUAUGCCUGACAUGCUAGAUGAACUUCAUGGAAUGGCAUUGAAUUCAUCAGUUAUCCAA
This is a messenger RNA of Panicum virgatum (switchgrass), 1152 nucleotides long. Its product is annotated as membrane-anchored ubiquitin-fold protein 1. Gene Ontology annotation, molecular function: protein binding. NCBI's taxonomy places the organism in Eukaryota, Viridiplantae, Streptophyta, Magnoliopsida, Poales, Poaceae. Bases 372 to 728 code for a protein of 118 amino acids. The transcript is spliced from 4 exons. The record is from RefSeq and is a predicted model, not a curated record.